Colletotrichum tamarilloi is the source of this 1377-nucleotide messenger RNA. RefSeq lists its product as uncharacterized. The coding region runs from base 1 to 1377 and encodes 458 amino acids. The transcript has a single exon. The record is from RefSeq and is a predicted model, not a curated record. Lineage: Eukaryota; Fungi; Ascomycota; Sordariomycetes; Glomerellales; Glomerellaceae.
AUGCCUUCCGUCAAAGCUUUGUUUGUUUCCGCUCUUGUUUCGAGCACCCUUGCGGCUCCUCUCAUCACCCGUUUCGAGAACAAAGAAAAUGCCGCAAGUGUCUUUGAUGAGAACCCUCGGACUUCUCUAGAGACCCGCGAUAUCGAGGCCAGCGAGGACUACGCUGACCUCGAGGCCCGAGAUGAGGACGAGUACGAGUAUGAGUACGUCGAGGCUACUUCUGUCGCUGGCAUCUCUGCUCGAGGUCUAGUGGACGGCGAGGAGUCUGGCGACCUUGAGGCACGGGACCUUAAGGAAGUCAGCGAGGUCUACUCGACGUUCCAGUCUCGUGACUUGGAGGUGGAUGACGAUCAGCAUGGCACUCUUGAGUCUCGUGACAAUAAAAAAUCGUCGUCGAGUCGCACCUCUUCAUCUCGGACUUCAUCUUCGCGGAGCAACAACAACAAUAACAGGGUUGACAAGGGAAGAGUCCAGAAGGAAAAGAACGAGAUCAAGGAUAUCCAAGCAGAUCAGAGAACGCAACAUGCAAGCGGCAAGGCGAAGGAAGCCAAGGAGCGGGCAGAAAUUCAAGAGGCCCGCGAGAGACAGAAGGGCGCUACGAACUCCCGAGACAAGGACGCUGCUAGGCGCAAGAAGCUUGAAGAGCAAGAUUCCCUUGACAGAGUGAAGGGCCAGAACCAGAGAGACAAGGCGCGCCUCCAAGCCCAAAAGGAGAAGGAGAAGCAGGAACUGGCGGACGCCAAGAGGGGUGGACGUGGCGGCAGAUUCGUUGAGACACCUGAGACGUCAACAAACUUCAACCCAAAAUCUUAUGGUGGCAAGUCGGGAACUUACAACGACUACAAGAAUCCCAACUACCAGAACAAGGACAGUAACUAUUACUCGAACCAGCGCAACAAGGACGAUGAGAGAAUCCGUCAACUGGAGAGAGACCGCGCGCGUGAGGAUUCUCGUAUCAACAAAGCUGAGUAUAAUAAGAACAAGAGCGGCGACAAGAUCAAGAAUGGAGAGUAUAACAAGGACAAGGAGGAUGAGGCAAUCCGCAAGGCUCAAUACGAGAAGCAACGGAGUGGCGAGCGCAUCCAGGAUGCGGAACGAGCCAAGGACAGGUACGGCAACAAUGCAAACAAGAACAGCUAUGAUCAGGAAAUCCGUGCCGAAGAAGCUAGACGCCAGCGUGCGGACCAACAGAUCCGCGAAUCUCAGUACGACAAGAACAAGCAAGACCAGUUGAUCAAGGCUGAGGAGGACCGCCGCACUAGGUACGACGAGCAAAUUCGGAAAGCCCAGAACGAUAAGGAUAAGUACGGCGACCGCAUUCAGGAUUAUGAGCAGCAACGCAGAGAGGACGAGAGGAGUCGCAAUGGAGGGUACUAA